Pseudo-nitzschia multistriata is the source of this 2544-nucleotide messenger RNA. The record is from the annotation of a GenBank genome assembly. Lineage: Eukaryota; Bacillariophyta; Bacillariophyceae; Bacillariales; Bacillariaceae.
GAUUAAACACCUACUACUACAUCAUAUCAUUGCUAGCAAUAUCGCGCGGAUGCCUUUACUUGUACACAGCUGUUUCACUGUGGCUUACCAUGAUGUUGGAUCGUUAUGAUAUCAGCCGCCUAGAGGAGUCGCUAUCGAUGAGGGCGAGAAGGCGAAGCGAUGGAGGCGAUGACAUAGACAACUCAAGCAACAGCAAUCUAUCGCUGUCCAGAGGGAGCGAUGAAUUGUCUGAAAUGUUGUGCAAUCAACUCACGAACAUGAAUUUUUCAGAACGGAAUGCAAUCCAAGAAGAAAUCCAUGGCGCUCGAUGCAUGGCUGUCGAAGAAACACCCGCAUUGAUUCGAAGAUCUCUAAACGAGUUCGAGAGCGAACUCUACAACGGUGAUGAAACGGGAGGCAGCAGGCAUGUGUAUCGCAGGAUACUCAAACGACAUUUGGAGAGAAUCGAAGCUGCCUCGAAAGAUACCUCUAUUGUGCAUCCCUCAAAUUACGCCAUCGACGACGAAGAUUUUCGGUUGCGCUUCCUACGGUGUGAAAUGUUUGACGCCUCUCGUGCAGCUCAGCGAUUUUGCAACUAUCUGGACCUUGCAUACGAGCUGUUUGGAGAUAUUGUCCUGGAACGAAUGGUUUUGAUAAAGGACUUCGAAAAAUCAGAAAUCAAUAUCUUUCGCAAAGGUUACUGGCAGCUAAUGCCGUUUCGAGACAGCAGUGGACGUAGGGUGUUCGUAUUUUUCGGAGGCAUAGGUGUCCAUGCCGACCUCUUGUUGAGAGUACGUGCUUUGUCAACAGAAUGUUAAAAUAUAUCACAUGGUAUGAUACGGUAUGAGAUGCAUUGCACCCACUGUAGCAUCCAUGAAAGAUAUAAUCGCUAACGUGUGAUUUGCUUCCCAUGCUCUUCUUUCAUUUUGAAACCUUCAAAUAGGAUAAAAUUCUCUUCUAUAUGUGGGAUGUCGUAACGCGAGAUUCGGUCGAAAGCCAGCAGAAGGGCUUCGUAAUAAUACGACAGUUCGGGAACGUCGGUUUGAACAAAAAUGUCUUAUUCAACCACUCUAUGAAGCAGAGAACAAACAAAAUCGACUUUGGAGAGAUAGCCAAUACCAUGAAACGUCUUUUCAUUUCGAUACCUUCACGGAUCGUGGCCCUUCACGCGACCGUACCUGAUAAUCAUAUCAUUCGGCUUCUGGGGAAAAUAAUAUUGAAAAGAAUUUUUUCUGGACCUCUUUGCAAUGUCGGACCGAGGUUCGUAUUGGGAUCCGAAAGUAGCGACACGAAAGCUCUGAAUCGAUUGAAAUCUUAUGGGAUUCCCGUAGAUUUGUUGCCCUCGACAGAAACUACUAAUAGCAUCAAAUCCACGUUUCACAACCAGUGGAUGAAAACGAGGAGUAUGGUAGAAUGCGGAUAUAUAGAACACAGCGAGGAAGGUCGUACUGGCGAUAGGGAUGACCGCGAUGAAAACAGAGAGAAAAUCAAUGGCACCUUUGUAGAAUGCCCUGGCUUGAACGAUGUCGUUUUUCGGAAGGGUUCACGGUUAGCAUCCCUUCAAAAUCCUGGCAACAGAUUGUUUCGUGAUCUGAUAGGAACGGUUCUAGAAGAAAAAGAAAAUAGAUUAGAAAAACAACGAAAGCAAACGGCAACUUCCGCUCAAGAUACCACGCAAAUUGAUGCUUCAACAUCGAGUUCCGAAAACGACGAUGGUGAACAUGCCAAUCCUUCCAGCGCAAGACAAUAUGCGGCUAGCACAGUCUGUAAUGAAUUAUCUUGUAAUGAAACAACAUUCCUACCGUCGGCAUUGGAGUCCGCGAACACAGGAACAUCGAAGUCGAAACCGUGGUCGGGGAAGCAUACGGAGAGAGGCUUUUGUGAUUGGCUGGUAAAUCACAUAAUCCAUAAUUUGAAGGGGCGUUUCCUUGACUGGGAACCACGCAUGAAUGGAUGGGUCGUGAUGACCGACAAGAUUAAAAUAAGACGCAAAGUUUCCGUCUCGCUCUACAAUUGGGGGAAAAAACUCAAAACCCAAGCAAAGCAUCAAUCGCAAGGGUUGCUGUUAUCAAAGAACAAGACGGCACAUACCACACCUUUUUGCAACGGCAAAAGGGACGCCACCAUCGAAACCCCUCCCUUUGGUAGAGAGCACGAAGGCUGUGAUAACGGGAUGUCUUCUUGAUUUACAGAUGUAGGAUUCCCAUUGCCACCGCAGCAACAGUUUAGAUGCUAUAUGAUGUGGAACUAUGAUUAAACGCCAACAGCAAAAAUCCACGCUGCCUUCCGAGUUCCGAUGCAGCAAAUUCGAUCGGUGAUAAGAGAGCCCGAUAUGAAACAAUGAUACGACAUUAUGGAUCCCUACCAAAAGAGAUGGAAAUGCAUUCAUACGCAAAAACAAAAGCACGUAACAUAAACUCAUUCACGAUCAACCAUUUGUGCCAUGACUAAGGCUGGGAGAAGCAAUGAUCCACGCCAUCGAAUGCGAGCUCUGUGUAUUCCGUUGGUAGCCACUAUUAAAAUUUUUAUUUUCUGGUAACUUGGCAAUACAUACAUAUAUAUAUA